Molecule: messenger RNA, 2202 nt
Organism: Silurus meridionalis
Lineage: Eukaryota; Metazoa; Chordata; Actinopteri; Siluriformes; Siluridae
Gene: glrba
Product: glycine receptor, beta a
Exons: 11
Coding region: 307-1827 (506 amino acids)
Biological process (GO): chemical synaptic transmission; nervous system process; chloride transmembrane transport
Cellular component (GO): neuron projection; postsynaptic membrane; synapse
Molecular function (GO): extracellularly glycine-gated chloride channel activity; transmembrane signaling receptor activity; neurotransmitter receptor activity
Source: RefSeq, a predicted model, not a curated record
CGGCCGGUACACUGCACCUCGUAAUGCGCGUGCGGUACUGCUGUGCAUGCGGCUUCCAUACGUCCCGUUACUGUCUUCUUUCAACCGGACACACACACACACACACACACACACUCAUCUCUUUGCAUGUGUAUGCGCGACUCUCUCUCUUCCGCACACACACACGCACACUGAGACGGGACAGAGAUGGACUAUGACAGCUACAGUGUGCUCUAACCGGACACGCUCGUGCGAGUGAGCGAGGAUUUGCACACACACACACACACACACACACACACAUACGCACAUAUUUCUUGACCGGACUUCAUGAGGUGUCCAGUCAUGGAUCUGAGGUCGCUGUUCUUGCUGCUGCUGCUGGUUCAGUUUUCCGUUGAGGGCGAUGCGAAAGACGGCGGCAAACCCAAGAAAGGCAAGAAAGGCAAAAAACCUGUCGUCUGCCCUUCUCAGUUAUCAGCCGAGGACCUCGAUCGAGUUCCUGCCAAUUCGACCAGCAAUAUCCUGAACCGUUUGCUCGUGACGUAUGACUCCCGAAUCCGGCCCAACUUCCAAGGCAUCCCAGUGGAGGAUAAGGUGAACAUUUUCAUAAACAGCUUUGGCUCAAUUCAAGAGACCACAAUGGAUUACCGUGUGAACAUUUUCCUGCGGCAGCGCUGGAACGACCCGAGGUUGCGUCUGCCAACAGACUUCAAGUCCGACGCUCUGACGGUGGACCCAAAAAUGUUCCAGUGCCUGUGGAAGCCCGAUCUGUUUUUUGCCAAUGAGAAGAACGCCAACUUCCAUGACGUGACGCAGGAGAACAUCCUGCUGUUCAUCUUCCGCAAUGGCGACGUUCUCAUAAGCAUGAGGUUGUCAGUGACUCUAUCAUGUCCACUGGAUCUCACCCUUUUUCCCAUGGACACACAACUUUGCAAGAUGCAGCUAGAGAGCUACGGCUACACCACGAAGGACCUGGUGUUCAUGUGGCAGUCUGGUGACCCAGUUCAGAUGGAUGAGAUCGCUUUGCCGCAGUUUGAUGUCAAACAAGAGGACAUCGCUUACAGGAACUGCACCAAAUUCUACUCUGGGACAGGUUAUUACACAUGCGUGGAGGUGAUUUUCACUCUCAGGAGGCAGGUCGGCUUCUACAUGAUGGGUUUCUACGCUCCCACGCUCCUUAUCGUGGUCCUGUCAUGGCUGUCUUUCUGGAUUAACCCGGACGCCAGUGCUGCCCGCGUUCCUUUGGGUAUUCUCUCUGUCCUCUCGCUUACCAACGAAUGCACAUCUUUAGCAUCUGAACUGCCGAAAGUCUCCUAUGUGAAGGCCAUCGAUGUCUGGAUGAUCGCCUGCCUGCUUUUCGGCUUUGGCUCUCUGGUGGAGUAUGCGGUGGUUCAGGUGAUGCUGAACAGCCCCAAGCAGAUCGAGGCGGAGAAGGUGAGGAUGGCGCAGAAGGAGAAAGAGAAAGAAGAGAAGGAGAAGGAAGGGAAGACGGCGUCCAAGGCAAACUCCAUCAACGGUACCGGAGGAACCCCGAUUCAUGUGAACACACUGCAGGUGGUUGAGACUCGUUGUAAGAAGGUGUGUACCUCCAAAUCGGACCUGCGCUCGAACGACUUCAGUAUCGUCGGCUCCCUGCCACGUGAUUUCGAACUCUCCAACUUCGACUGCUACGGGAAGCCCAUCGAGUCCACAAACGCUCUGCUCAAAUCGCAGAACAAGAACGCCAAGAAGCCGGCGCCCCCGAAACCCGUCAUCCCGUCCGCCGCCAAGCGCGUCGACCUGUACGCUCGUGCCCUCUUCCCUUUCUCCUUCCUGUUUUUCAAUGUCAUCUACUGGUCCGUUUACCUGUAAGACCUUCCAAAACCGUGUGUGUGUGUGUGUGUGUGUGUGUGUGUGUGUGUGUGGAUUUCAGCAUGCAUGACUGCCAGGACAGGGUUUCCAGCAUGCACAAAGUGUUUGAGACUCUAAAUAUCUUCCCAAACUGAGGAUGAGGAUACGUGGGGAAACGUGUCCACACGGCAAAAAUAUCCAAUCCAAAUGAGGCUCGUGUGAUGUUUUAAUGAAUAUUAUUAUUUUUUUGGAUUAAGAAAGUAGUCAGGAGCUGCUUGGUGGCAGUGGCAAUUGCCAAAUGGAUGUAGAUUCCUUGUAGAUUUUCUGUUAACUCAGUAAAACAGUAAUAAAUAAAUAAAUAAAUAAAUAAAUAAUAAUAAUAAUAAUAAUAAUAAA